AUUGAAUAGAAAUACUCGCGCUCUUUUUAAAAUUACUACGGAUUAACACCCAUUUACUGAUUUAUUUACACUCCCCUGCUGCAAAUAGAGCUACUAUAAGCCCGCUGUGCCUACAUGCUGCUGUGUGACUCAUUUUCCACUGACCCAUACACAAUCUUUUCCUGACCUUUGCACACAGAGAUGAGGAUUACAAACUCUAAGGUCUUUAUCCUGAUGUUAUAUUUGCUGACUGCUCCACCUAUGGAUGCAUGAAUUAUCACCACACACACAUACACACCCGCGUCCUCACCACCAUUCCUAAUAUUCAGAUGACAGGGACUUUUCUCAACUAUUGUUCAAAAUGCCACAUGGGUUCUCUCAGGCUUUCCACUGCUCUCCUACCAGGAAAAGUUAUGGCUGCAGGAAUUAAGAGAUCAGGAUUAAAUGGGCAUGUGAGCUCUGCUACUCAUAGGAAUAACUCUUAUAGCUUUAGUGUACAGUAAGUAUUUAAAUAGCUCACAUUAAUUUGUGGACUCUAUACAUCAUCAGAAAGGAUUGUUUUUGUUGUUGUGAGUCAGGGAAAUACAUUGAAUUUCAUAGCAGAGAUUAAUGCAUAGAACAGAGAGCCGUAUAUUCCUCUUGUUGGGAUCAUACCGCUCUGCAGUGAUGGAAAUCCCCCCCAGGCCCCCAUAAUACCUUCACUGAUUAUUAGUGUUGCUGUUUAGAUGAAAGUGACUCACUGUUUGUGCUCACCAUCUGCCAGUUCAAGCCAUUUUCCAGCUUCAUGCAGCACCGCCACCGCCACCUGUUUGCCGGCUCCACUCUGUGUGUUUGUGAGCUCAAUUCACCGAAGCUGUGAAUCCUCCCACCUAAACCUGGACAGCUUGGCUUACAACGCCGUCACCGAGUCCGCUCUCAGUCAGCAGGCUGGACUGUGCUGCUAGAAACAUCACACCCAAAACAAGAUUUAGGGAAUUGUCUUUUAGUAUGUUUUUAUGUACCAACACUUAACUCUGCUAUGUAAUUGUAGUGUUAACUAUUGGUCUGACAGCACUCAAGUUUACCAGUAUUUUAUUUCUGGUAUACUUGGCUAAUAAACGUCAACAUAUAUUUCUUUUGGUUGAAUGACACCUGAACUUGUCUUUACCAUUUUGAAGAGUGGAUAAGGGAAAUGGAUCUCAGAGGAAACAUCCCUUGUGUUUUAUCUACAGUAUGUCUCUGCACCAUCAAAUUUCUUUAUAAUAACUGCAAAACCUCCUCCUGCAGAAACCCAUUUAUCACCCAAUUAUUUCAUUUAGGCAUGUGGCAGCAGGGAAACACUUAAAACAUGCAGGACAGUGUUGAUAGAAUUGACUAGCACCUUCCCAAACUUCCUGGUAAGCCAUAAAUAGGUCAAUGUAAAAAUGAGAAAUGCUUUUGUUGCAAUUAGCAGUAGAGAAAUGAUUAGAGAAACAUGGUAAAAGCAAUUUCUGAAUGUGGGAUUUGUUUUGAAAACAUAUAUAUAUCCUUCUUUAAUGGCUUCACAGCACACGUAUGGAGGAUGAAAGGCCUCUUUGCCAUCACACACAUUUUUUUUCUCGCCUCAGAUUCUCAAUAAGAGUCAACUCAGGACUCUAGCUGGGCCACUCCAAAAUAUAUCUGUUAUAUAAAUAGAUAUAAGCUUAUGGAAAGAUGGUAAAAUGAAAACUUCAAACCAACAUCUGCCAAAAGAAAUCUGUGCUUUUAAUUUUUCACGUUUAGAGACCCAUAUAAGGUUGUUUAGUUGACGAAACAUUUUUUUGAUCUGGUUGCCUCCAUCUUUUGUGAGCAGGUUUGCACUAGAAGAAGGGAAUAACUCUUGCAUGACACACAUUAUUAAAUUUAAAGGCACAACAACUCACAUAUUGUCAAACCAAUCAAGAGAACAGGUUGGGACUAACAGAAGAUGUGAGGAAGAGGAUGAAAGGUGGGGGUGCAUGGGAGUAGGCUUCAAUCAUUUAGUGCUUAAAUCUUCUGCACAUGUGUGGCAUAGCAGAGGAUAUAGCAUCACACAAUGCGAGCUGCUGUUGAGGCGUUGGGAGGGGUCCCUGGCAUAGACCCCUGCUUCCCUCAGAGGCAGGUCACAGAGGACAGAUGAUGCCGUCUCUAUAAAGACAUGAACUCAACCUACAAAGGUGCGCACUCUGGCAAAAAUAUAAAUUAGAAGAGGAGGGUACCGCUUCCUGAAGGUAUGUUUCACAUUUUCUGAAAUUUGACAUUUCAACUAAUAAUUUUUAUCCCACUUACUGAGAUGGCUAAAGAACAACACAAUGUGUGUUUUGCGUUGAAAAACAAAACUGAUAGUGUUAGAAACUACUUUCCAUACUUGUUCUGAACUUCAGCACAUUGCAAUUUCUUUAGAAAACUCUGCAUUAGCUCUGGUUGCCACAUCUGAUAAUAGAGGAAAUAAUCUGGUGGACACAAAAAAAAAAAAUAUAUAUAUAUAUAUAUAUAUAUAUAUGUACAUAUAUACACCAAUGAGUGUUGCUGUCUAGUUGUCGACUCUAUGCGUUUGCUUUUAUCUCUUGUUCCCAAAAUGUGCAGGAGAUUUUCAGCAUUUGUAUGAAGAAGUUUAUCACUUUCUGAUGUUCUCAUCUCUCAACACUGUUCAGAAGACAUGGAAGGAUUGUUAUCAGCCAGCCAACCUUUUCUACCAAAGAAUUCGGAAAGCAGAAGGAAAGAAAUCAUGAGUCAUGAUGAGAAACUGCAGAGCAAGGAAGAAAUGACUGAUCUGGCUUUAACAGACCAAGAUAUGAUGACAAGAGAGGGUCUGGACAGGAGGAAUGUCUGGGAGCCGAGCGUUUACUAUCCCCUGGGAAAGGAGUCCUUUCAUUUUGUUGGUCAUGAAGUCAACAUCCGGGAGUCUACGGACUCAUACGGAGCUCUGAUUUGGCCCGGGGCAAUAGCUCUCUGUCAGUUCUUAGAAAACAACCAGCAACAAAUGAACCUGAUGGACAAAGCAGUGCUAGAGCUCGGAGCUGGAACUGGCUUACUCUCCAUAGUGGCAAGUUUGUUAGGUGCCUGGGUGACGGCUACUGAUCUGCCUGACAUCUUGUCUAAUCUGUCCUUCAACCUUCGCCGGAAUACCAAGGGGCGUUCACGCUACAUCCCUCAGGUGGCUGCCCUCUCCUGGGGCCAGGAGCUGGAGCGAGACUUCCCCUUCCCGUCCUACCGCUACGAUUAUGUGCUUGCAGCUGAUGUGGUGUAUCACCACGACUUCCUUGAGGAACUGCUGAGCACUAUGCUUCACUUCUGCAGACCAGGGAGUGGGACAACCCUGCUUUGGGCGAACAAAAUUAGGUUCCCGUCAGACCUGAGGUUCGCAGAGUGCUUUAAGAGCCGUUUCAACACAACACUGCUUGUUGAGGCACCGCAGGAGAAUGUGUGGAUAUACAAGGCCACAGCAAAGGAGUGAACAAACGAGAUGUAAAAGCCGGAAACUACCUUAAGAACUUCCUAAAUUUGUUUGUCUUUUGUUGAUUUAAAUCAAUGCAGGGAAACGUUUGGCUUGUUCCCUUAUCACAAGGGUCGUAUUUUCCAGUAAUAUCACAUGAAAUGAAAUCACUGUAAUACUUUCCAAGUACCCUUUCAGUUUUGAUACGGGCCUGUAUGACAUUCCUUGACUGGAGUCUAAACACCAUGCAAAGUUCCUGACACAAGAUUUCAUAUGAAUAAACUAUUUUUAUUUUAAUCUUUUUAAACAUUUUCUACUUCUGAACAAUAUAUAUUUUUAGAAAUAAUUAGUUUCCUAUUAUUUACCUCAGAAAAACCGACCCAACACAGUGCUUCAUUCACAGUUAUUCAUUAUAAGUGACAAUAGUUGAUCAAUAAAUAAAUGUUUAGGAAAUAUUUAAAAACAAGCGUGAAAGUUUGAGCUUUUUGGGGCCUUGUAGAGUGGAAUAAAAUCAGUUUUAUAACUUAUAAAGAAGAAAAAACACUUUCACAUAAAUGGCAUAUGCUCUACAGCAGCAUGUUGACAAAAAAAAAAGCUUUUGAAAUGUUCAGAAAAUUACUGACAGCACCAGAUGCAUAAUUACUAAAACUCUAUUAACGGGAUUUUUAAAACGCCUUGUGUGAAUUCAGCACAUGACCACAUAACAUUAAGUUACGUUGUUUGGAAUUGCUAAAUAAAGUCCUCUCCAAAUUCAAGCUUCACCUUUAUUUUGCCCUUUGCCUUUCCAGAAAAGGAAAACAGUUCAAAACUUUCUCCAUCUGUAGUCAGAAAGCUCCUUCUGUCCUUCCUUCCCAGGAAGGACACUUGUCCUUCCUGGGGGCGUUAAUGACCUCUUCUAAAGAAAUACAAGUCUAUAAACUGCAUUU
Molecule: messenger RNA, 4317 nt
Organism: Xiphophorus maculatus (southern platyfish)
Lineage: Eukaryota; Metazoa; Chordata; Actinopteri; Cyprinodontiformes; Poeciliidae
Gene: mettl21cb
Product: protein-lysine methyltransferase METTL21C-like
Exons: 4
Coding region: 2615-3412 (265 amino acids)
Biological process (GO): peptidyl-lysine methylation
Cellular component (GO): cytoplasm; cytosol
Molecular function (GO): protein-lysine N-methyltransferase activity
Source: RefSeq, a predicted model, not a curated record